Messenger RNA from Meloidogyne enterolobii, 1644 nucleotides. Lineage: Eukaryota; Metazoa; Nematoda; Chromadorea; Rhabditida; Meloidogynidae. The record is from the annotation of a GenBank genome assembly.
AUGAUGUGGAAAGCUUUAUUUUCAUCAUUCAACUCAAAAGCUGUACUCUUCUUCACAUUCUUUACUUUUUUGCUACCGAAUAGCAAUUCGAAUUCUAUACGUAUAAGAGAAGAGUCUGCCAACCCGAACUCCGCGGAUUUGGAAGAAUUGCUUUAUGCAACAAACAAGGAUAACGAACCACACUAUACAGUCAAAAGUUACACAGUUACGGGUUUUGUAAAUUGGACGUUUUUUAAUAGUUCAAUAGAGGUGCCUCGAAGUAAAGAGGGAGAAUAUACGUUUGUGAUAAUGAUUGGAUUGGAUAUAUUUUUAGUGAUUUUUGUUUUGAUGUUCCUCGGUUACACCAUUUCCAAAUGCUUUAUCAAACUUAGAGAAGACUACACAGAGUUAUUAAUCCAAAAGCAGGCAAAUGAAACACAAAUGGAGACAAGAGGUCUUCAAUCAUAUGCUCGAUCUUUAGCUUUGAGAGGAAUACAGACUAAAAUGAGAGGAAGGAGGCAAUUAAGAGCAAUUGGUAGAGUGAGCAAUUUGAGCAGAAUAAGCAUUUUUGAAGAGAAAGGGUUUGGAAAGAAAAGAGGUCCUCAAACUCCCAUAACACUUUCUGUCUACGAAAAGCUUUCUGAUUCACUACGUGAGGGUUUACCCGUUCCACCUGGCUUUAAAAAAGGAAAAACAGUUAAAUCAGAAUCAAAUACAGAUCAAAAACCUGCAUUGACAAUUUCUGAAUACGAAAAACUGUCCAACUCUUUACGUGAAGGUGUGCCAAUUCCUAAAGGUUUUGAGGAAAGAAAACUUUCUACUACUCCGGUUAUGAAUAAUCAAAAAACUCCAGUAAUUCAACAACAAACAAAAAUUCAACCAAUUACAAAAUCAUCAAAACUUCCUGAAGCUACAAAAAACAAAAAUAACCUCCAAGAAGAAGCCAAGGAGUCUAAGAAAAAUGAAACUAAAAUUAAAGAAGAAAAAAAUACAAAGAAGGAAAGUAAAAGAAGUGAAACAGUCAAAACAACUCCAAAAGUAGAAAGUAAAAAAGUCAGUCAAAAAACAUCAGAAAAUUCGAAAGAAGAAAAGAAAACUGUCAAAACUUCAAUUGAAGAGAAUAAACCGAAAACUUUAAAAGAAGAGCAAAAAACAAUAAAAACUCCAAAAGAAGGACAGAAGAACGUCAAAACUUCUCCGAUUGUGGAAAAUAAGAAGAAAGUUAUAAAUCAAAAAGAAACCAGAAAAACAUUAAAAAUAUCAGAAGAUAAUAGAAUAUCAACAUCAUCAAGUCCAAAAGUCGAGAAGAAGACUGCAAAUGAUGAACAGAAAGUGAAGACAUCAAAAGUUGACAAAAAGGCAACAACAACAAUGACGACAACUUUAACUCCAAAGAAAGAACAAAAAGAGGGAGGUAAAAAUUCUGAUAAAAACCCAACAGAAACAGCAACUCCAAAAAAGAAUCAAAAGACAAAAUUAGAGAAUUUAAAGGAAAACAAAAAUAUUUCUGUCAAAACUUUUAGAGAAGAACAAAAAAUAGAAGAAGAAAUUACUCCAAAAGAAUUUAAAAAAGAAGAGGAAAUUCAAAAAGAAGAAAGGAAUAAAACAAAACUUGUUGGUGAAGAAGAGGAGAAUUCUACAACUACAGGAAGUUUAUCUGAUUAA